AUGAAUUCAUUAAGAGCAAGCAAAUUUAUAUUAAAGAGAAAUCCAACGUCUAACUUAAGAUACUAUAGCUGUAUGUGCAACAGUAAAGAACUUAGAAAAUAUGAAUACACGACUUUUCAAAGCAACAUUUUUCAGAAUCCAGUAUUUACACCAAAGUAUAGUCGAUACAAGCAGUUCUCCACUGAAAGUAUUGUUAAAUGGCAGCAAGAAAUGUAUAAUAACAUAUCAAAUAGUAGUUUAGUACAUUAUAUGCAAGAUGGUUUAAUCUAUUAUCAUGAAAUUACUGGUUUAUCCUGGUGGGCCACCAUAGUCACUGCUACCAUUUUAAUUCGUUGCAUAAUGACUUUACCGUUUAGUAUUUAUCAAAAUUAUAUACUGGCAAAAGUGGAAAAUAUAAGUAUAGAAUUGAAAGAUAUGGGUGAUGAGCUAAAGAAAGAAACGGCAAUAGCAAAAAAAAUGUUCAACUUAUCAGACAAACAAACAAUAAUUUUGUACAAGAGAUCCAUUAAAAAGCAGUGGCAGAAUCUUAUAGUUAGAGACAAUUGUCAUCCAUUUAAAGCUAGUUUAUUAAUAUGGUUUCAAAUUCCAAUAUGGGUCUGCAUGUCUUUUGCUCUAAGAAAUUUAGUUUAUAUGCAAUCAGGAGAUCCUGCUGCUUUAGUUACAUUCAUGGAAUUGUCAGUAGGUGGCAUAGGUUGGAUACCUAAUUUAACAGAACCUGAUCAUUCUUGGAUAUUACCUGUUGCAUUUGGAUUAACUAAUUUAACUAUAAUAGAAAUUCAAAGAAUGUCUAAAUUGAGGGAACCUUCAAAAAUAUAUAAUGUGUUUACUAAUAUCUUUAGAGGAUUUUCCAUAAUGAUGAUACCUGUGGCAGCAAGUGUUCCAUCAUGUAUGUGCUUAUAUUGGAUAACUUCAAGUGGAGUUGGUCUCAUACAUAAUUUGAUCCUGAUUUCCCCAACUGUAAGAAGAAAGCUUAAGAUACCAGAAGCACCAUCCGAACUUGAUAAUCCCUAUAAACAUAUAAAAGAAGAAAUAUUGGAAAAAUACAAUAGAAUUUUAAACAAAAAGAAAUAA
Diatraea saccharalis (sugarcane borer) is the source of this 1071-nucleotide messenger RNA. NCBI's taxonomy places the organism in Eukaryota, Metazoa, Arthropoda, Insecta, Lepidoptera, Crambidae. The record is from the annotation of a GenBank genome assembly.